Messenger RNA from Hypanus sabinus (Atlantic stingray), 5571 nucleotides. RefSeq names its product dehydrogenase/reductase (SDR family) member 4 (gene dhrs4). Gene Ontology annotation, molecular function: carbonyl reductase (NADPH) activity. The record is from RefSeq and is a predicted model, not a curated record. Bases 647 to 1504 code for a protein of 285 amino acids. NCBI's taxonomy places the organism in Eukaryota, Metazoa, Chordata, Chondrichthyes, Myliobatiformes, Dasyatidae. The transcript has a single exon.
GCUUUAGGGUCCUUGGAAUGGAGUCCACAGGUUGAGGGAACAGGUCAGUGUUGGGGUUAUCCCGACUGGUUCAGGAGCCUGAUGGUCGGGGGAUAACUGUUUCUGACCCUGCUGGUGUGGGUCUUGGGGCUCCCGUACCCGUUCCUGAUGUGAACAGAGAGCAUGGUCGGUUCCUUGAAGGGUGCAUCGGCUCUCAGCUUUUGUCCCUUUGUCACGGGUGGAGAGGAGGUCACGUGAGCCAGGAAAUCACGGACGCGAGAGAUUCUGCGUGUGCUGGAAAUCCAGAGAACACACACAGACACACACAGAGCUCAGCAAGUCGGUCCGUGUCCAUUACACCCACUCCUCCGUGGAUUCUGCCUGACCUGCUGAGUUGUGCCUGCGGCGUGUUGUGAAGCGCUGCGGGUCUGGACAGCUGCAACAGUCCGGCCACAGAACGGGGCAUUGGUCGGGUAAAGCAGUCCGCUAUGAACUGGGGUCGGGGCGCUGCGACUGCGGGGGCAACGCAUUAGCACCGGAUGUUCGUGCUGCGGGUCUGGACAGCUGCAACAGUCCGGCCACAGAACGGGGCAUUGGUCGGGUAAAGCAGUCCGCUAUGAACUGGGGUCGGGGCGCUGCGACUGCGGGGGCAACGCAUUAGCACCGGAUGUUCGUGCUGCGGGCGGAGCCGGACUCGGCGCAUCCGGGGCGGGGCGGGGCGGGUCGGGGCAGUCAUUGCCGCAGCUUCCAGCCGCCCUCUCCGACUCGGACCAUGCUGCUGGGCAAAGUGGCUCUGGUGACGGCCUCAAGCCAGGGGAUCGGGCUGGCGGUGGCCCGGCGCCUGGCGCAGGACGGCGCCCAUGUGAUGAUCAGCAGCCGCAAGGGCAAGAAAGUGGAGGAGGCGGUGUCGCGGCUGCGGGCGGAGGGCCUGUCCGUCUCGGGGACCGUCUGCCACGUCGGGAAGGGCGCGGAGCGGGAGUCGCUGGUGGCCGAGACGGUCGGCCGGUUCGGGGGCGUCGACAUCCUGGUGUCCAACGCCGCCGUCAACCCGUUCGCUGGCCGCACCUUGGACUGCCCGGAGAGUGCCUGGGACAAGAUCCUGGACGUCAACGUGAAAUCGGCCGCCCUGCUGGCGCAGCUGGUGGUGCCCCACAUGGAGAGGCGAGGAGGCGGCUCCAUCGUGCUGGUCAGCUCCGUGGCCGGCUACCGGCCCUUCCCCAUGCUCGGCCCCUACUCGGUCAGCAAGACGGCUCUGCUGGCCCUCACCAGGGUGCUGGCCACCGAGCUGGCCCCGCUCAACAUCAGGGUCAACUGCCUGGCUCCCGGCAUCAUCAAGACCCGCUUCAGCGCGACCCUGUGGGAGAGCGAGGGCCCGCGGCAGGCGGCCACCCAGAUGAUCGACAUGCGGCGGCUGGGAGAGGCCGAGGACUGCGCCGGGGCUGUCUCCUUCCUCUGCUCGCCUGACGCCUCCUACAUCACCGGGGAGACCAUUAACGUGAGCGGCGGCAUGCAGUGCCGGCUCUGAGGUGGCUAACACCCGGCGCCCUGGGCCACCCACACCACAGCGAGCCCCGAGGUGCUCUUCAGGAUUUGGUACCUUUCCCACACAGUCAAUGUUUGUUGUGCCUCAGGAUUGGCAGGAAGCCAGGCCUCUUGAACCUCGCCCUGUUAUGCAGUAUUUACACAGGCCUCUCUCCUCUCAAAACAUACCCCAAUACCCUCAAAUUUAUCACCCUGCUCUAUAAACACUUACAGAGAUUAACACACUCUGGGGUCAAGAAAUCUGCUGACUCACCACCCUUCCUUCACUCGAUGGUUUUUCAACACAUUACUGUAUUAACCCCCAACCGCCUCGUCUUGCAUCCCUGACCCUUCUGCCCUCUCCACGUUACAACCCAAUCAGAACGACGAGGUAUCCCCUCCUUGGGGCAACGGGACACCAGCGAUGCUCUCUUCUGAGGGAGAGGAUCGACCGAGACUAUCUGGAUGAUGAAUACAUUACAGAUUCCAAGCACCGAAAAAAUAUCAAGUGAAGUUCCAGAAUGAAUUCGGACAAUGUGAAAAGUGAUUCAUGAUUCACGAUGUACACAUCGGUGGUGUCCUCCUCCUUCAAAGAACAGUGUUUCCCUUCCUCCACUGAUGACUCUGCCCUCGCCCACAUCUCCUCCGUUUCACCGACAUCCAUCUUCCUGCCACCUUAACACUGUAAGAGUUUCUCUUGUCCUUACCCACCACAACGUUGCCUCUGAGUUAAAUAUUUCAUUCCCACAACCUCCAAAGGAAGGUAAAUAUACCCUUACCUUCCCCCUCCCACCGCUUGCCACAGGGAUCGCUCUAUCUGUGAUUCUCCUGUCCAGUUGUCCCUCCCCACUAAUCCCCCUCCUGUCGUCUAUCUCUGCAAGCGGCCUACAUGCUACACCAGGUGAUUCACCUUCUCCUUCACCUCAGUUCACAGCCCCAAACAGGUGUCUCCUUCCAGGUGAGGCAAAACAUCACCUGCGACUGUGCUGGGGUCAUUUACUGUGUCCGGUGCUCCCAAUGUGGCCUCCUCUUCAUUCAUGAGAUCAUGUAAAUUGGGGGCUGCUCUCUGAGAGCUUCAUUCCAUUGCCCAAAAGUGGAACUUCCCAGUGGCCAGGUAUUUUAAUUUCAAUUCCCACUCACAUCCCGUUAUUUCAGUCUUCGUGUGCCAAGAUGAGGCCACACUCAGGGUGGAGGUGCAACAGCUUACAUUCUGUCUGGAUAACCUCCGACCGGUUGGCAUGAAUAUCGAUACCUCCUUCCGGUUUUUAAAAAACUCCCUCCCCCUCCCCCUUCUUUUAUUUCCCACGCUGGCCUUUUACCUCUUCUCCCCGCCUAUCAUUUCCCCUUUGGCCCACACACAAGUAUAAUUACGAACAAAGCACGGCAGCACCUCUGUUUCCUGAGAAGUUUGGACAGAUUCGGCAUGACAUCUAAAAUUUUGACAAAUUUCUAUCAAUGUGUGAUGGAGAGAAUAUUGACUGGCUGCAUCACAGCCUGGUAUGGAAACAUUUACGCCCUUGAAUGGGAAGUCUUACAAAACUAUUGGAUAUGGCCUAGUCAUCACAGGUAAACCCCUCUCCACAACUGAGCACAUCUACGUGGAGUGUGGUCGCAGGAAAACAACUUCCAUCAUCAGGUACUCUCACCUCACAGGACAGGCUCUCUUCUUUUUGCUGCCAACAGGAAGAAGGUACAGGAACCUCAGGACUUGCACCAACAGGUUCAGAAACAGUUAUUGCCCCUCAACCAUCAGGGUCUUGAACCAGAGGGAUAACUUCUCUAAAUUUCACUUGCCCCAUCACUGAACUAUUCCCACAACCUGUGGACUCACUUUCAGGAACUCUUCAUUUGAUGCUCUCAACACCUAUUGCUUAUUUAUUUAUUAUAUUGUCCGAUAAUUACGCAGCUUUUUGUCUUUCGCGCUGUGGUAGUCUGCUUUAUUGGAUGCAGUCUUUCAUCGAUCCUAUUUAUCGUAUUUCCUGACUAUGCCCAGCAAACGAAUCUCGUACAUGAUGACAGAUAAUAAAGUUUCUUUGAAUUUGAAGAUAAAAUCAAUGAAAAGCAACGCACAAGACUGGGAAACAAAAGUCAACAACUUGCAAAUACAAAUGAAAAAAAAACAACAACAAUAAUAAGAAAUGAGCAAUAGACAUGUGAGUUGUAGAGUCCUUGAAGGUGAGUCCAUAGGUCGUGGGAACAGUUCAGUGUCGGGGUGAGUGAAGUUAUGCCUGAUGGUUGAGGGAUCACUGUACCUGAAUUUGCUGGUGUGGGCCCUGUCCCCGUUCCUGAUGCGAAAAAGAGAGCAUAGCCUGGAUGCUGGUGGUCUUUGAUGAUGGAUGCAUUGGCUCUCAGCUUUUGAUUCUGCCCACCCGGGCAAGUGAAGCUGUCACCUGAUAUGACAUCAGCGAGCGUGUUUAUCAUGUUGCAGCACGGGUGGAGAUGAGGCCAUGUGAGGGGCUGAUUCGUUGACAGAAUACUCUGCAGAUACUGGAAAUACAGAGAACACACACAAAACGCUGGAGGAGCUCAGCAAGUCGGCCGGCAUCCAUGUAGAUGCAGGGUCCCGACCCAAAACGUCGACUGUUUACAGCUCCACGGAUGCUGUCUGACUUGCUGAGGUCCGCCAGCUCCAACAUUUUGUCCGUGCUUUAUGUGAAAUGGUGCAAGUCUGGGCUGGGGAUCUGAUGUGUCACCGGUGGUCCUGUGGUCAUACGAUGUGGUCAACAGUCCGACUUUAAGAACAGAGCGGGACGCUUUGUCCUCACUGCCUCUGUAUUGGCAUUUGGCGGGGUUACGUAACAAGGCCAGAAACCGGUUUGCUGGAGGCAGAGUUGUCCUAAUUCCUGCUUUACCGUUGGUACAAAUGUCAGUCGGAUGCUGUUACAGUUCGGGAUUAGGAAGGCCUGCGAUUAAAUUAUGGAAAGCAGGGGCUAGAGGAAGGCAAUAUAAUUUUGUUUGAGUUUUUUAUUUGGACAUUCUAUGCAGGUGAGUGUCGGUAAGGUACAUUCGGGCUGCUAUGAGAUAGAGAAUGGGACCCCACAAGGCAGUAUUUGUAGCCCUUUGUUGUUUAAUAUUAUGAUUAAUGAUACUUUCUCCGAGAUAGGUACUAAGGUGGGUAAGUCACUUUUUGCAAAUGAAGGAGCUUUCUGGAUUAGAGGUAGAAAUUUCAAUUUAACUAUAUAUAUAGGAUGCAAUUAGUGAUUAAUGAGGUCGAAACUGGGCAAAUAGAUCAGAAUUUAAGCUUCCAGUGGCUAAAAUGCAAAUUUUGCAUUAUACAAAGAGGAUCAUAGCCCUGCAUUUAAUAUGAAAUUAUACAGUCAAACUCGGGAAGAAGUGUCAGUGGUAAGAUUUCUGACCGUGUGGCUGGGUAGUCUGACAUGGAAGCCCCAUAUCAGUAAAAUAAUUGAUCAAUUAUUAAAUAUACUCGGCUACCUUUGUGGGUAUUCUUGGGGUGCUGCACGAAAAUCUUCGUUGACCAUUUGUAUUGGGUUAAUUAGAUCUGUACUUGAUAAUGGCUGUGUGGCUUAUGGAUCGGCUUCAUCUUCAAAUUUAAAACAUUUGUACGUGAUACAAGCUCAGGCUUUGAAACUGUGUUGAGGUGCAGUAAAAACAUCUCCUGUUUCAACGUUACUGGUUGAAAUGGGACAAUUACCCUUACAGUCGCAGAGAGUUAAGUUGUUAACAUACUGGGUUAAUUUGAGGAGCAAAGAAGUAAACAUCCUGUUAGAAGUAUGUUGGAGGACUGUUGGCAACACCACGAGGAGAGUGUUUCUCGUUUUGGGUGGCUAGGAAUAUGGGUUUGCUGGAUAAUGCAAUAUGGUUUCUCAGUAACCCCGCCUUGGUUCAGUCCAAUAAAUUUAGUUGAUUUUAGGUUGCGUGAUUUAAUGAGGUCUCAGGAUUCUGAUAUGUCUGAGAGUCUGUUAGUUCAUCAGUAUGUUAAAGAAAAUAAUUAUGAUAUGUUAGCCAUUUUUACAGACGGAUGAAAAGAUAAUUAACUAGGAAUGUUGGUGUGGCUAUGUUUGUGCCUGAAUUACAUAUAACAAUAAAGAAACUUACCAUUUUAUAAGUAUA